Molecule: messenger RNA, 3003 nt
Organism: Glycine soja
Lineage: Eukaryota; Viridiplantae; Streptophyta; Magnoliopsida; Fabales; Fabaceae
Exons: 6
Source: RefSeq, a predicted model, not a curated record
ACUGGACUAAUUCAUUUGCUUCCAAAGUUUCAUGGCCUUGCAGGUGAAGACCCGCACAAACAUUUGAAGGAAUUUCAUAUUGUCUGCUCCACCAUGAAACCCCCAGAUGUCCAAGAGGAUCACAUAUUUCUGAAGGCUUUUCCUCAUUCAUUAGAGGGAGUGGCAAAGGACUGGUUGUAUUACCUUGCUCCAAGGUCCAUCACGAGCUGGGAUGACCUUAAGAGAGUAUUCUUAGAAAAAUUUUUCCCUGCUUCCAGGACCACAGCCAUCAGGAAAGAUAUCUCAGGUAUUAGACAGCUCAGUGGAGAGAGCCUGUAUGAGUACUGGGAGCGAUUUAAGAAACUAUGUGCCAGUUGCCCUCACCAUCAGAUUUCAGAACAGCUUCUUCUCCAAUAUUUUUAUGAAGGACUCAGUAAUAUGGAGAGAAGUAUGAUAGAUGCUGCCAGUGGUGGAGCCCUUGGAGACAUGACUCCUGCUGAAGCCAGAAAUUUAAUUGAGAAGAUGGCCUCCAACUCUCAGCAGUUUAGCGCCAGAAAUGAUGCCAUAGUCAUUAGAGGAGUGCAUGAGGUAGCUACAAACCCAUCUGCAUCAUCUGAAACUAAGAAGCUUGAAGGCAAACUGGAUGCAUUGGUUAACUUGGUAACCCAGCUGGCCUUGAAUCAGAAAUUUGUACCUGUCGCAAGGGUUUGUGGUUUGUGCUCCUCUGCUGACCACCAUACAGACCUUUGCCCUUCCAUGCAGCAACCUGGAGCAAUUGAGCAGCCUGAAGCUUAUGCUGCAAAUAUUUACAAUAGACCUCCUCAACCUCAGCAGCAAAAUCAACCACAGCAGAACAAUUAUGACCUUUCCAGCAACAGAUACAACAAUGGAUGGAGGAAUCACCCUAACCUCCAGAGCUUAACCAAUCAGAUGGGACAAUUGGCUACCCAAUUGAAUCAACAACAGUCCCAGAAUUCUGACAAGCUGCCUUCUCAAGCUGUCCAAAAUCCCAAAAAUGUCAGUGCCAUUUCAUUGAGGUCGGGAAAGCAAUGUCAAGGACCUCAACCCGUAGCACCUUCCUCAUCUGCAAAUGAACCUGCCAAACUUCACUCUAUUCCAGAAAAAGGUGGCACAUUCCCCCUCUUCCAUUCCCUCCAACCUCUUCCAUUCCCUCCAAGAGCAGUUUCCAACAAAAAAAUGGAAGAGGCAGAGAAAGAGAUCUUGGAAACGUUUAGAAAGGUAGAGGUAAACAUACCUCUGUUGGAUGCAAUAAAGCAAAUUCCAAGAUAUGCCAAAUUCUUGAAGGAGCUGUGCACUAAUAAGCGGAAGCUUAAAGGAAGUGAACGGAUUAGCAUGGGCAGAAAUGUCUCCGCAUUGAUUGGUAAAUCUGUUCCUCAAAUUCCUGAAAAAUGCAAAGAUCCAGGUACAUUCAGCAUACCUUGUAUCAUAGGGAAUAGUAAGUUUGACAAUGCCAUGCUAGAUUUAGGAGCUUCUGUUAGUGUUAUGCCUCUGUCUAUUUUUAAUUCUCUAUCUCUAGGUCCCUUGCAGUCAACUGAUGUGGUAAUUCAUUUAGCUAACAGAAGUGUUGCCUAUCCUGUUGGUUUCAUAGAAGAUGUCUUAGUUAGAGUUGGUGAACUGAUUUUCCCUGUUGAUUUUUAUAUCUUGAAUAUGGAAGAUGGAUUUUCUCAAGGAUCAGUUCCCAUCAUUCUAGGCAGACCCUUUAUGAAAACUGCUAGAACUAAGAUAGAUGUUUAUGCAGGCACACUGUCCAUGGAGUUUGGUGAUAUAACUGUUCAUUUUAAUAUUCUGGAUGCUAUGAAAUACCCAUCUGAAGAUCUUUCUAUGGCAUCAAGGAAAAGGAAGAGCACUGCUUCAAGGCCACAGGUAGAGUUAGAGAGGUGUAACCUACAUAAACGCCUUGCCAACCUUCAGGAGGGAAGCAUAGAUGUGGCGGUGGUUAAAGAAUUCUAUGCCAACUUAUACAGCCCGGAAGACCAGAGCCCUAAGCAAGUGAAGGUAAGAGGACAUUUAAUCAGGAUUGAUGUUGAUCGCCUGAAUACCUUCUUAGAGACCCCAGUAGUUUUGGAGGGUGCGACACUGCCUACCUAUUCCAGAUUUACGAGGAUGAGGAUUGAUCCUCAAGAGUUUUCUACCCGUCUCUACAUCCCUGGUAGGGGUUUUGUUCUGAAUGCAGAGGGCCAUCCUUGGAAGCUUUUGAGGAAAGAUCUCACCACUCUUGCACAGACAUGGAGUGUCCUCUCCUACAGCAACCUGACUCCCACUUCCCACACCUCUGAUCUUAAUAUGGACAGAGCCAGAGGGGCCAGGAAGGUAAGAGCUCGACUAGCAGAUGUUCCUUCUUCUUCUGCACCACCAGCUCCUCCUACUUCUGCCAUGCCUACACCAGCUGCCCAUGACUCUCAACGCUUUGAAGCCAUGCUUCAGAGUAUUCAUCAAGGACAGAUUUUAUUACUGCAGAGCCUACAGGUGGUAGUUCCUCUAGGGUCCAUUCUAUCGGUAGAACAAUUCAUUGAGAAGGUAUCCUGGCCUGGAACUGUACCUUCUACUGUGAGAGAGGGUGAGGGCCCUAGUGCUCAGGUACCUCAACAGGUACAUGAUGCGUCUUCUAAGGCUACCAUCCCUGGAGCUUUUGAUUUUUUAGGUGCAGGAGUAAAAAUAAGACCUGAUGAGGCUGUUUUUCCUGAGCCAAUUAUAGCAGUUAUACAUGAAACAGUUGAAGCAGGUGAGUCACAAUUGAGACAGGAGGCUGCUACUCCUGAGAGGACACCACAGACCCUAGAAGAUCCACUCUCACCAGGGAUGGGGCUAUCUUUUGCUCGGCAAGUAACAGAUCCUCCUACACCAGUACAUGAGAGACAAGCAGAUCCUCCUACACCCAUCAUGGAAAUGCUUGAAGACCCUACCACGCCAGUCCUGAGACUGUCAUCCACUCCUCCAGCUACCCCAGUUUUACAUCUGAUAGAUGAGGAGGAUAUGCAAGACCAGGACACACAGGGCACAUAG